This is a messenger RNA of Cavia porcellus (domestic guinea pig), 3608 nucleotides long. RefSeq names its product KIAA0040 ortholog. The transcript is spliced from 3 exons. Bases 357 to 647 code for a protein of 96 amino acids. The record is from RefSeq and is a predicted model, not a curated record. Lineage: Eukaryota; Metazoa; Chordata; Mammalia; Rodentia; Caviidae.
CGGAGGCGGCGCCCCGCCCAGACCUGGCGGCGGGAGGAGCCUGGCGCACUCCCUGAGCUAGGGUCGCGGUCACCCGACCUGCACUCGCCGCUCCCCGGGGCCACUCCGCCGGCAGGAAGCCCGUACCAGCACCCCAAGUUCUGGCAGCCACCCACCUGCCUUCUCAUCCCAUGGAGUGAGUUACCCCAGGUACUUCCUAUCAAUGGAAUCAGACAUUCUGACCUUCAGUCUUGUGGCAUGCUCAAACUCAAAGCUGAAAGAGGAAUAAAUCCCAAGCAUCCAAGGCUGUGUCUUCUUGAACCCAGGACUUGCUAGUGAGUUGCAAGGGACAUCUGUCCGCAGACCAGCCAAGCACCAUGGAGAAAAUCAGCUCCUUCUUCAGCUCCAUCUGGGACACCAUCGUGACCAAAAACGAAGAGGGUGUCUUCAACACUGUCUGCCUGGCUGUCCUCCUGGGGCUACCAUUGUUGAUGAUCCUCACCCUUCUCUUCAUCUGCUGUCAUUGCUGCUGGAGCCGAGCGGGUAAGAACCGCCAACAGCCAGAACGGCACAAGAAAAAGAAGAAAAAGGAUGAGGAAGACCUCUGGAUCUCUGCCCAGCCCAAGCUUCUGCAAAUGGAGAAGAGGCCAUCACUUCCUGUCUAUUAGCAAUAAGUACAGGUAUCCUCCUGCUGGGGUCAGACCUCCCUCCAACCACACAGAGAUUAAGGAGGAGUCCCUAAGAUGAUGCUCUCAUGUGCACAGAAUAACUACUCAACCCAGGAACAAACCUCAGACUCAGUGUCCCAGUGGAGGACACUUUCAGGAGAGCACACGGACAGUUCUCGCACUGCCCUGGCAGCUAUGUGUCUGAUAACAGUGCCUCGCUACGGAACCAGAUGUGCAUUCCACUUCUCUCUGGCAUACCUUACAAACUAAAGCACAAAGAACAUUCAUCCAUGUGAUCAAUGUGGCUUCCACAUGUACACACACACCAGAAACACUUAUGCAAACUCAAAUAAUAGGUACUUGGGCAAGUUUAGUCUGUUCAUCAGAUAGGCAUUAAAUGCAUACAUCAUGCAAAGCAGUACAUUAUAUAUACAUGCAGAAGUGUCUCAUAAAGAAAUAUGCCCACAUUUAGGCACAUCUGCAUCAUUACACAGGCAGGCCAGACCCUGUGCACUGUCUGUUCCAUAUACCACUCAGGUUGGAGAUGUAUGCUUUCCUAUUCCUAUAUUUACAUAGCCUUUUACUGCAAUAUUCACAAUUGGACAUUCCAGCAACCUGGUACAGGCCCCUCCCAGUGUAUAUUGACACACCAAGUUCCUGUGCUUCUGGCCCCUUCCCUAUGCCUAAAAGUUUCAAGUAUGAUGGAUUAAAAUUCACUGAAAGCUCUUUUCUUGGAACUCAUGACAAGGUCCUCAUUACCACUGAUGGCUGUUUAAUGUCGUCCAAGACCUCUCUGGGAUGCUACCGCUUUAACCAAGGUGGAUUUUCCAAGCAAGAACCAACCACUCUUGGCAGUGACUCCUAGAAAGCUAUGGAAACCCACUCAUCACUUCAGUAGGCUGCAAUUAUGUACCUGUGCAAUGUGUAUGCUACAGAAGGAAAGGGUGAUAAGAUGCUACACUGAGCUGGGUAUCUUCUUUGUAACCAAAGGUUUUCAGUAGGGAAGGAAUUAAAGACAGUCUCCAGUACAGCCUCAGAGCAGGAACACUGGGAAUGGUUUCAUGAGUGUGCAGGGGGUGCAUGGUGUGUUACAGGAGUGCAGGAGUAGCAGAGGUCCAGUGAAACCAGGCUGGAGGAAUGAAACGUUUACUAAUACUUAUCUUGCAGCUCAGGCAAGUGGGUACUCAUAACUAUGGUUGCUGUUGGCUAUGAGAUAAGGUUAAGGGUAAACUUGUAACACCUCACCAUUCCCCCAAAGUGACCUUCUCUUCUGCAAGAGCCCCCUCCUUGCUGUAGUAGACCAGACUAGGUACUGAUUUGCAGGACCGCAUGUGCAGUACCAAAGGUCCAGCAGACACAUGUGCCCUGAGGUCUUCAGUGAGUUGAGAGUCUCUCCCCUGCCCCAGGCUGAGGGUGAGAAGUAGAGUGAAUCUCCCUCUAUGAUGAGCUGGUUGUGUUUUGAUUCUAUUGCAAGGAUAUUACAAAGAUAAGUAAUUCCCAACUUGGGAGUAGAUUGUAUUUUAACAGUUCAUUUGCACAUCUGCCAGGGAGCUUUCUUGAAAUAUUUUCCCAUGGAAGUUAUUCUAGACAGUGGCAAAACCACUGUCUAAUUAAUAAGAUACCUAAGGUAUGACAGGCAUAGUUUCAAGCCAACCCCAUAACCUUUAUGACCCUCUUAAUCAUAAAGAUAUUAGUAAAAACAUUACAAAAAACCAAACUCAGUAACUGUGUGGACAGAAAGCUGUGCUCUGUUGCCCACUUGGGUACCUGGUAUUCACCUGCCCUCCCGGUGUACCCCGGGCUGUGGAGAGUGGGUACCUGGCAGUGACUCUGCAAUCAGGAUUUCCUAACAGAUAACCAUGUGACUCAUCAUUUAGGCCUGCAUGCAUUUCAAAGCCAGUCACUCCUAACCCUUUCUCUAAAUUCCUUAGGCCUUCAGGCAUAGGCAUUCUGAUUAUCUGUCCCCUUAUCAGAGGGACAGCUUGUGUCGGAGCAUCCAGCUGUGCUCUGCAUGUCACAGGAUGGCCCUGGCGCGGCAUCUCCCCACCACACGCUUCCCCGUCUGCUGCUACCCACCAGGACGAGUUGUUCUUCACAUUUUCAACUCUCAGUCCCGCUAAAGUGGAUGAUUUGGGGGAGAUGUGGGAACUGACAGCCAAGAUAGGGUGUCAGAUAUGAUCCAAGAGAGUGGAUCACCUGGAUCAGGGUCUCCAUGGCAACUGGCUGCCAGUUUGAGUAAAGGCCGCAGUCAGCUGUCAUGGCUGUGACCAGGCCUCUGUCUCCAGGCACAGCAGCCCUGCUGCCUCCUGGUUAAUGCACUUGCUCCAACCCCGGGCAUGAGACACUCAGAAACUCACUCCUUCACUGCUUCCACAGCAUGAGACCCAGAACCCAAACUGAAUGGGAUUUACACCCGCCCCAGGCUUUACAGAGUGCCUAGAAUAGGACCGGGUAUGUGACAGGCCCCCACAUUUCCUGUCAGAUGAAUGGAAGCAUGAAAGCAUCUAAGGCAAAUAGCCUUUCCUUUUUCUUCUCACUUUAUUCUUAUCUUUCUUUCCCAUUUGUCUCCGAUCCCUUCUUUUCCCUGUACUGUGCCAAUUCUGUCCCUUUAUUCCUCACCGUUUGUACUGGCAAUCAGUAGAACCUCAGAACCUGUGCCCGUGGUGGGGAGCGGGGGUUAGUUAAUGAGGAACAGAAAUGAUUCAUACAGAAGAGGUUUCCUAAGCCAGCACACGCUCAGAGAGGACACCCCCGCGUCCUGGCCUGUACUCUGCACAGCCUCCGCCAGACUCAGAUGACAGCCAGAGGGCUUUUCUCCGUCACUUGAUGGACUUGCUUUUUGCUUUUUGUUUCUUGGGAAGGAAAGGCAAAGAGGAAAUUGUAUUUGUCAGUAUUUUUCUGUAAAAUUUAGACACACAAAAAGAAAAAUUUUAUUUAAAUAAAUAUUUUUAAAAAUUGAAA